Molecule: messenger RNA, 2355 nt
Organism: Lizanozyma spartinae
Lineage: Eukaryota; Fungi; Ascomycota; Pichiomycetes; Serinales; Debaryomycetaceae
Exons: 1
Coding region: 1-2355 (784 amino acids)
Source: RefSeq, a predicted model, not a curated record
AUGUCAAAUGUGGACAAUGGAUUGGCUCUGUUACUGUUAGAGGUCCGUGAGACUCUAUCCGAUUUUCUACGUGGAGACGGAAGUCAACUUCCGCUGGAUGAUACCAAGACCCAAUUGGUGGCCCAAUUGAAACAACUUGCACAAUCAAAAAAGGACGCUACAUAUCUUUACAAUCUAUACAAGGAAGACCCAAGGAAAUUCCUAGAAGGUCUUCGAUUACUUGGAAAUCUGAAUGGUACGGUGCUAGUACAAAUUCUUGCCAAUUGUGACACUGAUACUGUGGGUAGUGAACCAAAAGUUAUAACUCAUGAUAUUGCGGUGAAUGCUUUACACUAUGCUCUGGAAGGUUCUAUUGAUUUCUACUUGAAAUUGUACAUUUCUAUAACAGGAACUUGUGGACUUGGUGAUGUUGAAGAUUGUGUUCAAUUUUGGCCACUUUUAAACGACUUUGUAUGCAACAACAGGGAUGUGCACUCCAUGAUUUUGGUUAUUACUCUAAAAUACAUUGAUCUGAACAAGAAACCAGUUCAUGCGCUAUUUUCCAAGUAUCUUCAAUCAGUUGAUACUUCAUUGGACAAUAAGAUUGUGGCCAUGACCAAUUUCUUCUCGAUAUUCCCAGACAUUGUCAUACCUCUUUACACUCUGGAAGCAACAAAAGACGCAAUAAUUGAACAAACUGUGGAAAUGAAACGUAAAGACGGCGAUAAGACCCACAUAAUGAUACAUUUACAGCAAAUGUUGAAGCUUUUGAAUGCUUCUCAGAUUUCAGAAGAGUGUCGGGUCUUUAACUUGACUUACUAUUUUGAUGUUCUACUUCAAGGCUGGAAAAUGGCCAACAAUGCUGUCAUAAAUGUCCAAUCUGCUGUUUGCUUAGCAAAAUUGUAUAAUUUGAUCCAAAGGGAUAAACUGAAACUGCAACAAAUCUCAUUGGCCAAUUUGAGUCUGACUCUUGUGUCCUAUAUCUGUGAACAAGAUUCUUAUUAUUUGAAUAUCGCCAUUGAAGGUUUGGCUUAUAUCACACUAAGUAAAACCCAUCGUCAGCAAAUUCGGGAUGAUGUUGAUCUCAUAGACAAAUUAGUAGAUAUCUUAAGAACUUCUGCUAGCACAGACCACUCACUAGGAUUUGGAGUGUUGACUAUUUUCACCCAUUUAAGUGACAUAAGAAUCGAGCACAAAGGUUCAAAGCAAGCGAUUAUUGACAGCUUGAAAAAUGUUGCUAGUCCAAGUGGUGUUAAGGAUGACCAAGAAAGUAAGGAGAAUAUUGAGGAAAUAUACUUGUUUAAUAAGGAUUUGACCUUGAACUAUAACAUUGUUUCAAUCAUUAAGCUGCUCAAUUUAUUCUCCAAUGCAGUGCUAUCCAAAACCUAUAGUCAAAGUACCAAAGACUUAACUGUUACCCUUCUUAAGCAAUUGGCAACGGCACGAGAGAAACCUGUCAAGGAAGCAAUAGCUAAAAAUGGGGGCUUGGAUUUGAUCAUGGAUUACUUGGUGUCAAGCAGUGAAUUUGAUAAGGAAAGUUUGCGUAUCAAGCCAAAGAGAAUUCCUGGAUUAGUAACUCAUUAUUUUGAUGGUUGUCGUGCUCUUUCAAAGCUUUUGAUAGCGGUUGAUCCAUCAACAGCGUUCAAACAAACAUAUGAAGCUCGUAAUGCCGUUCCAUUCAUUUCAGAGUUACUUUACGAUAAUAAUAACCAGCAAUGGACUCCAGACAAGGAGACGACUUCUGAACAAGAAUCUGUACAUAUAUAUCCACUUGAUAAGUUUGAAAGUCUUUUGGCAUUGACUAACCUUGCGACAAUUGAUACUGAAACCAGAACCUUGAUUAUCAAGAUGACAUUUGAACCUUAUGUGAACAACUUGUUGCUUUCUGAUAACUUACAAAUCAGAAAGGGGGCCAUAGAAUUAAUAUCCAAUUUAAUUGUUGAGCCACUUUUGCUUGCCAAAUUCUUCAAUAUUGAAGGUAGUAAAGCCAACUACGAAAGGUUGGAGCUUCUUAUUAGAUUCCUUGAUUCGGAAGAUGAGUCUACACAAAUAGCUGUUGCUGGACUCUUAGUUAAUGCCUGUGAAGUAUCUGAAAUGAUAUGUGGGGUCUUGUUAAGUGAUGAGAAGAUUCGGUCCAUGCUAUUUGAUAGUAUGGUUACCAUACUUGAAGGUCAAUCAGAUGAACAAGAAUUGAUUUUGAGAAUUGUGUAUUUAAUUCAAGAUGUGGUUUAUGUGGCAGUUGGUAAUCAUGAAACCAAAUCAUUUGUGACUUCUAAUUCAAGACUUCAAAGUGCACUCUCCAUCACGCUUCAAGUCAACAAGAAUAAUAAAGAAAUCGUAGGAUUGGUAAUCCUGGUGUUAAGAAUGUUAAGAUAA